This is a messenger RNA of Oppia nitens, 1089 nucleotides long. RefSeq names its product ribonuclease Oy-like. Gene Ontology annotation, biological process: RNA catabolic process. The record is from RefSeq and is a predicted model, not a curated record. The transcript has a single exon. Bases 215 to 1003 code for a protein of 262 amino acids. Gene Ontology annotation, cellular component: extracellular region. Gene Ontology annotation, molecular function: RNA binding; ribonuclease T2 activity. NCBI's taxonomy places the organism in Eukaryota, Metazoa, Arthropoda, Arachnida, Sarcoptiformes, Oppiidae.
UCAAUGGAUGACUUAAUUUAAACGCACUUUUGUUUACAAAUUAUGUUUGAAAACAAAUAUUAUUAUAAUUUAUUUAACGAUUAAUUAAAUGAAGUGAUGACUGAUUUGAGUGACAAUUAAUUGAAGAGUAUAUCCAUUGAAUGAGUGGACAAAACAAUUACAACUCUUGAUAUCUGUUUUGUGACACAUUUUGAUUGUAAAUCUUGUCUUAAAGAUGACUGACUCUAAGUUUAUGUUAUUAACCGUCGAUGACGGCCGUCGACAACGGAAUCAAUUUCUUGUACGAGUUUUAAUCGUAUCGUUUGUUGUGAUAUUAGGUUUUGUGAUCAUAAGUUUGGUCAUAUCGAGUGACAGUCCGAUCUUAAAGCGGCCAAAGUUUGUACACAACUGCUCCAAGAACUACACGUAUGACUUCAACUUGUUUACCGUCCGCUGGCCAACCACUGAGUGCUCAGAUAUUAACCGAUGUCUCCCUUUUAAACAAAACCAAUGGUUAAUCCACGGAUUGUGGCCAACAUAUGCCAGUAGUGGUUGGCCUGAGUAUUGUUGCGGACAUUCAUUUGACACCAAGAGUUUAAGUCCAAUACGCGAUCAAUUGUUGACUUAUUGGCCGAAUUUGAUUCCCGGUGCCACUGAAGAUAGUUUGUGGCGACACGAAUGGCAAAAACACGGCACAUGUACUAAAAAUCAAGAAAUCAUUUACUUUAAUAAUACAUUAAAUUUGUUGAAUAAAUAUCCGAUUUAUGAUUGGCUUAAAGAGUCAAAUAUAUUACCAACAAAUGAUAAUACUUAUGAAGUAAACACAUUUCAAAAGGUGAUCGACAAUAAAGUUGGUCAUAAGGUUGUCCUCCACUGUGUGUCUCACAAACAAAACUCUGGCACCAAAGCGAUCGCUGAAAUCCGUAUUUGUUUGAACCAUAAAAACGAAUCGCACGAAGUGAUCGAUUGUCCCGAAAAAUCAGAUUGUGGUCAGAAAUUAUUGUAUCCAACACUUCAUAAAUAAAUUAUCAUUUUAUCUUAUAUUUUAAAUACGAUUUGUCAAUCAAUUUUGUCAAUGAAUUAACUAAAUAAUUAUUAAUAUUAGCAUAA